GUGUGACUUUAUAGCUUCACUCUGAAGCGCGCUCAUUCGCUCUCUGGGUGCAGGUCAUUUGGCAAAACGCAGCAGUGCGCCACGUUUUUUUUCCCUCUCAUUAUGCGCACAAAUUCUUGAUUAACUAAUAACGCAAAAAGGGACACAAUUUUUGUAGCGGGAAAAGACGGAGAAAUCAUCUCAGAAAAGUAGGAUAAGUUACCAUUUUUCGAACUGUAAGUUGAGCAAAUAUGAUGGAUUAUGGCUGCAAGGUCCAGUUAUUUUUCCACUUUGGAGGCACGGAAGAAAACUGACAGAAGGUUGAUGUAAUCGCUUUGCAACAUUAGACCACAACUUAUCUCCCAUUAGAGACUUUAAAUCAAAGACAUGGAUCUUUUAGUGCAAAAUGAGACGUCUACAGACCUUGAGUGCGUCGGAGCUUUGGCUGAUGCGCUUCAGAACGGAGCUGGUAACGGGAGCUUGGGAUCAUCAAACAUCUCCUGCAGCAACGCAUCCACACUCGUCACACCACAGCGCGUGGUGCAGAAAGAGGAGGACCACACACUACGGAUCUUGCUCUACUCUCUCAUCUUCUUCUUGAGUGUAUUUGGCAACCUGCUGAUCAUUGUGGUGCUUACGGUCAAUAAGCGCAUGCGCACCGUCACCAACACCUUCCUGUUGUCUCUCGCUGUCAGUGACCUAAUGAUGGCCGUCUUCUGCAUGCCCUUCACCCUCAUUCCCAACAUCCUGAAGGACUUCAUCUUUGGAGCUGCUAUGUGCAAGAUAGUUACCUACCUCAUGGGCAUAUCAGUGAGCAUUUCCACGUUUAGCUUGGUUGCCAUAGCAAUUGAGCGCUACAGUGCCAUCUGUAACCCCUUGAAGUCACGGGUGUGGCAGACCCGUUCCCAUGCCUACCGUGUGAUUGCUGCUACAUGGGUGCUGGCCUUCAUCAUCAUGAUACCCUAUCCAGUCAUCAGUCACCUGGAGUCUUUUCAGCGUCCUGAUAAUACCACAGGACACCGGUGUCGCCACAAGUGGCCCAUCGCCACUGCAGAGCAGAGCUGGUAUGUGCUGCUUCUUCUUAUACUGUUCGCGAUUCCCGGGGUCGUGAUGAUUAUUGCCUAUGGACUGAUCUCCAGGGAGCUUUAUCGAGGCAUCCAGUUUGAGAUGGGUCACAAAAAAGACUCUACUGAUGUGAAGAAUGGCCUUACCUCCACUGUUUCCAACUGUAGUGACGACGGAGAUGGUUGCUAUGUAAAUGUGGUCAAGCGGCCACACUCAAUGGAGAUGUCCACCAUGACUGCAUCGAGCAGACAGACCAAGGCAGAGAGACCACGCAGCAACACGUCAGAGGCCAAGCUGGAGGCCAAGAAGCGAGUCAUCCGUAUGCUGGUGGUGAUCAUCGUCCUGUUCUUUCUCUGUUGGAUGCCUCUAUACUGUGCCAACACCUGGCGGGCUUUCGAUGACAUCUAUGCCAAACGCGCCCUCUCAGGUACACCUAUCGCUUUUAUCCAUCUGUUGAGCUACACCUCCGCCUGUGUCAACCCCAUUAUUUACUGCUUCAUGAACACACGCUUCCGCAAGGCUUUGCUCGCCACUUUCUCGUGCUGUGCUGCGCCUUGCCGUCACCACCGCCGUCGUCAUGGGCUACGUGAUAACGAAGAAGACGUCAUGGCAACAGGAGCAUCUAUGUCCAAGUUCAGUUACACUACAGUCAGCACCAUGGGAACCUGCUGAGGGAGAUGGAUGCAGGCACAACCCAGAACACACAGUUACUACGGCAACAUAACACCCCACAUCCUUUCCUUUCAGGCCAAUGCUGUGAUUAUAGAGACAGUAAUGUGAAGUGGAGAACCAGGUCAUAUAAUGUAGCAGUAUAUAAGCUUCAUCUUUGACAGUUAAAGUAUGUAAAGAUUGUUUAAUGAAACCCAGUUCUGCAGUGUAAAUAAAUUCAUCACUAUUGAAAAAAAGCACAAAAACAAACUAUACGAUUAUUUGUUGUCACAUUGGACCAAGGCAAAUUGUUUGCUUAAAUGUUUACUGUGUGGUGAGUGCAUUUUGAGUGUGAGUGUUUUGGUAUGUACUGUGCAGAGGACAUAAGUAGUGUUGAGCUGUAUGAUGUUGUAGGGAGGUAGGUAGAGAUCUUUAGUCGUGUAGCUUAAAAAAUAGGAAGGCUAUUUUAAAGUUUUCAUAUUUUCUGUCAGUUGCUAAAAUUAGUUGGUAUUAAUG
Melanotaenia boesemani (Boeseman's rainbowfish) is the source of this 2208-nucleotide messenger RNA. It is a transcript of the gene cckbrb, whose product is annotated as cholecystokinin receptor. The transcript has 5 exons. Gene Ontology annotation, cellular component: membrane. Bases 367 to 1716 code for a protein of 449 amino acids. The record is from RefSeq and is a predicted model, not a curated record. Gene Ontology annotation, biological process: neuropeptide signaling pathway. Gene Ontology annotation, molecular function: gastrin receptor activity; neuropeptide receptor activity. NCBI's taxonomy places the organism in Eukaryota, Metazoa, Chordata, Actinopteri, Atheriniformes, Melanotaeniidae.